This is a messenger RNA of Ostrea edulis (European flat oyster), 1083 nucleotides long. RefSeq names its product lectin BRA-3-like. The transcript is spliced from 5 exons. Bases 272 to 1039 code for a protein of 255 amino acids. NCBI's taxonomy places the organism in Eukaryota, Metazoa, Mollusca, Bivalvia, Ostreida, Ostreidae. The record is from RefSeq and is a predicted model, not a curated record.
UGUUCAAAGUUAUUGAAAACAGAUAUUAUCGCAGACCUCAUGAUCUGAGAUGCAUUUAAUGCUAUUUAGCAUCCCUCGAAAUUUGUUUACAUAGCUACAAGAAAGUUAAACUUUCCCUUCGACGUAAACUGACAAUUAUGGGUAGUUCCCUUUCGUAUUUAAACUGACCAAUAGAAUUACGAUUGGGGGACGAUAUAAAUCCAGGCUGUUUAACGGAUGCCUACUGUGUUAUUUGAAUUCUAGACUUAAAGAAUCGUCUGGAGUAUCAGAUAUGGAAUGGAGGUUUCUUGCAGCUGUAAAACUGAUACAUGCCGUUGUUCAUGCAGACAUUAUCUCUGAGUUUAUGUCCAGGGAUCCUACUUAUGAUGACAGGGCGACCUCAGCGACAAAUGUGAUGGACCAGACGGAAUUAAAUAGUUUUUUGCUAUGUGCAUCUUAUUGCACCAGGACUUCUGAAUGUAAAUCUGUAAUGUACAAUUCCAGAACCCACUUCUGCCAGGUACUGUCAGUUUAUUUGGAUUCAGGGUCUGACAUUGGACCACAAAAUUCGACAGGAUGGAACUAUUACCUGAGAAAAAUAGACACCCACACAACAGAAAGUGUUAUUUCUACAACUACCUCUGUUGCCAUGACGACGCCUUUCGAUUGUUCCAUUUGGCAUUCACACAAUGGUCAUUGGUAUAGAUGGGAUACUAAUGAAAGAACCUUCACGGAUUCGCAGGCAUUUUGUCAGACAUUGGAUCCCAAUGCGUACGUCAUAGAAGUGGAAUCACAAAGCGAAAACGACUGGCUUCUCUCUCUAACUGCAACCCACUGUGGAAAGCCGCACGAAUAUUGGUUAAAUGGAUCGGAUAACGAUGACUCGGGUUCAUUCACUUGGCUCCAUGGUGGAACGAUUACAAGUUACAAGAAUUGGUAUGGCGGAGAACCGUCCUCCAUCACAGAAAAAUGCAUCGCAUCAUCCACAGGAUAUAACGGAGUAUGGAAUGAUAUAUCUUGUAGUGCACAAAGACCCGUAGUUUGUGAACGAGACAAUUGAUCCGAGUGGCCAAUAUCUUCCAUACAAUAAACACAUGUAUUUAA